AUGGCUGCCAUUUGCGGAAUAAAACCCUGGAUUGGAAUACAUAGGAACGACACAGCCGCCUACCUCAAUGAUAUGAUACUCGUAACUGUCAACGUAUCUCUUGCCAUAUUUGCAUUUCUUAGUAACCUGUUCAUCAUUGUCACAGUAAUCAAGACCCCCUCCUUACAAAAGCCGUGCAACAUUUUGCUGAGUAACCUGGCCUUUGCAGAUUGCCUCACGGGAGUUAUCGUCCAGCCCAUGUUUAUUGUGUGGCGACUUAUUCUUCAAAGAGCCCGGCAGUCAUGUCUACAUCAAGUUCUGGUGUUUGAUAUGUAUUACACUUUACAAUUGCUGACCGUUGGUUUAUCAUUUGUCAACGUUAUAAUUAUCAGUUUUGAUCGCCACUAUGCGUUGGACAGACCUCUGGUGUAUAUAACUCGCGCCACUAAAAAAGGUGGGUCUUUUACUUGAGUCGUUUAAUAAAUAAAGCCUCUCAGAGGAAAAGAUAUAUGGACAAUUUCACUGUAAGUAACUAUAGUUACUAAGGGUAUAAUAGAGUUCUAACUAGUCCAGGAUUAAGGCAUUUAAUCGAAGAGCUAGAAUGUUUUACCCAAGAUCGCGCGCUCUCAUUGGUUACUUGGAGGUCACAUGACACCUAGGCCUAGAAAUAGACUGUUUCCCGCCAAAAGUGUCUGAGUGGAUACAACUGCAAAAUGUAUGAAAUCAGUGACCGCUUGCUGAUGUUUACUUUCAAAAAUUUGUUCACGUAGAAGAUUUUCCUUCGUGUGGUAUAUUUCACGCAGGGAAACAAGUUAAUUAUAUUUCUCUUCAAUCUCAAUGUUUACCUCGGCUCAUCCGUGUAAGUCAAAGCAAUAGAUACUUUUUUCAUGUUACAAAGUCGAUAAAGGGUUUCAUAUACGAUUCAAGAGACAUUCAUUGCCUUAAACGCACUUCUUGCCGGUACCGGUGUUAAGUUUAGGAAAAGUUCGUCUCCGGAACAAACGUGGAUCUUCAAAUGCCAUGAACUAAACUAAUAAAUUAAAAAUUUGUACAAAUGAAUGAUAAAUAUUUAGCCUCGUUCGGGUGAAAGUUCGACGUCCAAUAGAUGUUCUUAGCUUAAUUUUGUUCGACCCAGAUUAGAAUUUGGUGUCUUAUGAAAAGUUCGACCUUUGGCCUUAAGGCCUUGGAUACCUUUACUCAGUAAUAAGGCCUGGGUCUACCACUUGUUUGCUCUAAAAUGUAAGGGGUAGUCUAUCUUUGAAAGAAAAUGUGUGGUAGGUUUGCAGACUUCGUCAUUCCAUUAAUUAUCUUUGUUUAGAUAGUAUUUUUGAAAUUGACAUAACCAUGGUAACGUGUUGCGUGACCAAGUAACGCUUCACAUCUGUAUUUUUUCUUUACAGUCAAACCAGGUCAAGCGUUCCCGUCGCUGACAAACUAAUAAAUUCAUUAAUGGAAAAAGAUUUCGUUUGUUGAUUCUAUAAUCCAUUCAUAAAAUGAAUAAUCCAACAGUCAACUUGUACCUCGAUUCAAUAAUCAAAUGUUNCGUUCCCGUCGCUGACAAACUAAUAAAUUCAUUAAUGGAAAAAGAUUUCGUUUGUUGAUUCUAUAAUCCAUUCAUAAAAUGAAUAAUCCAACAGUCAACUUGUACCUCGAUUCAAUAAUCAAAUGUUGAUUUGGUUUAUGAACAAAAUCUACCUGUUCUUUAUUCUUGUCUGUUGCGUUCAAUCGUAUUUGCUUCCCUUUUCCUGCCGUUUACGAUUGCGUUUUUCAUUGCCUUUAAUCAAAAUUACAGCUAGAAAAGACAGACCGCAAACGCAAAGAAACUGACAAAGGCCGAGGAUCGAAAUCCACCAAUCACCACACAUACACUGACCUCAGUUUGACCGAUGUGUUUUCUAAGAGGUCAGGCCUAGGUCUGUUGCACUGAUUACUGGCGGCAAACUGGCGUACAUGUAACAGUUUGUUUGGGUUUGAACUUCAGAACCCGCCGGCACUCUACUCUCACAAAAAAGAAAAAACAAAAUUCUGAGGUCAACUUGUGGAAAGUGUAGUUUUUCAAAAAACAGUAAUCGAAUCAACAUUCGAUUGUGGAAUGGCUAAAUAUGAAUACUGGAUUGUUCAUUUUAUGAAUGGAUUAUUGAAUCAACAAACGAAAUCAUUUUUCCUUGAAUGAAUUCAUUAGUUCGUUAGCGACAGGAACGCUUGACCUGGUUUGACUGUAAGGAUUCUGGAGGCAGGGUAAAAAUACUAUUACUGAGAAUUUUUGUGGUGUUGUUUUUACCUAUCUGAAGUACUUUCCAAAUGUAACUGGAAUGGUGGUAUGCCUACCCUUGAUGAAUGUUUUCCGGCUGUCACGUGACAGAAAAAAUCGUUACAUUUUAUUGACUAAGUGACCUGGACACUCCUUCCACUUAGUUUCGUGUACAUCCUGAUACGCAAAACACUUUUCACGCAUUUUUUUUUAAGAUAAGUGUGAAUACGUACUCCUGCAGCUGGCCUGAAGAUAAAUAUGGUAAUUCGAUACCUAAAUGAGUCACGUGACCCCUAUUGUGACAACUUUCAAUUAGACUUAACCUUUACAACAUGUUUCAGCUUUUACCUUAGUUUCGUAUCAAUAUGUUGCACAUUUACAGAGAUAGACUACCCCCUUCAUUUUUUCUUGUAAUUUACGUGCCUUAAUUGACCCAGUCCUUAAUAUUCCAUUUCUAUAUUAGGUCUGUAAGCACCGCGAGGACGGCAUCAAGAUCGUCACAAAAUAGUUUGUUUACGAGCAAAAGAACGGCUCGGCACGCGCAUGCUGUUACAUUUCUUGAACAUUGAUUGGCUGACUACGACGUGAACCUUCCUAAUGGGAAGUAAGAUCGAGGGCGUGAAAGAAAAAUUCCUUUUUAGUAAAAUUUCACUGCUUGUGCAUUGUCAUCAGUUUACACGCGGCUGCCUUUAAACUAACCUUAUUUUAUUCGGUCCUGUUUUGCAGGAGCAGUUAAAGUUACCAUCUUCGCAAACAUAAUCUGGCUGUUGUUAACAAUCGUACUUCAAUUUACUUUGCCUCCUCUACCAAGCUUCAUUUUGGUGAAUUCUGUUGCCGUGCUUUUUAUGAUUGUCCCUCCUGUCAAUUAUGUUAGAGCCCUACUCGCUAUUCGUCGUCAUAACGCUCAGUUAGGUGAUGCAGUUACGCUCCAGAUGUCAAUAGUAUUGCAGCGCGAGAAGAGAGUUGCACUUGACAUGUGCAUUGUCGCCGGCUUGUUGUUCACCUCUCUGUCACCAGGUCUUUCCAUGUCAACUGUUCAAAAGCGAUAUCCUCGACUACACUCCAUUCUGCUCCCGUGGAGUUUGACAAUGUCGUUUAUUCCGUCCGCUGCGAAUCCACUGAUUUACUUUGUACGUAAUAAGAACAUGAGAAAUGCCUUUAAAUCUAUUAUCAACAUGUAA
This is a messenger RNA of Porites evermanni, 3411 nucleotides long. NCBI's taxonomy places the organism in Eukaryota, Metazoa, Cnidaria, Anthozoa, Scleractinia, Poritidae. The record is from the annotation of a GenBank genome assembly.